AUGUCCUCGACCGCACCGACCGCAUCGACAGCAGCAUCCGCCUCGGCCUCGGUGCUCAGCCUCGAUGCGCUCUUCAACAACCCCCUCUUCGCCGGCGGCAUCGGCCUCGCUAGCCUAGGCGCCGCGGCGGCCUUUGCCCGCAAAGGCGUCGUCGUCGCCGCGGGAGCCGCCCGCCGCCGCCUCCUCGUCAACGUCGAGAUCAGCAAGCAGGACCCGGCCUACCCGUGGAUCCUUGCCUGGCUCUCGCAGCCGCGCGAGCAGGUUGGGUUCCUGGCCUCGCGCAUCACGCGCAUCCACAACCUCUCCGUCUCAACCACCACCACCGCCCAGCGCGGCGCGACCGGCCCGACGAAUGCGCACUUCUUCCUGCAGCCCGGCUACGGCCGGCACAUUGUCAAGCACAAGAACGCCUACAUCGCCAUCAAUCGCGAGAAGCACAGCACGGCGAACAUGAACACGGGCGAGCCGCACGAGAUUGUGCAGCUGACGACGCUGUGGGCGCACCGGCACGUGUUCGAGGACGUGUUUGGCGAGGCGCACGCGCUGGCGGCCAAGGCGAAUGAGGGAAAGACGAUUGUCUACGCUGCGAGAGGGAUGGAAUGGGCGCCGCUCGGCGACCCCCGGAAGAAGCGCCCGCUUGGCUCGGUGGUGCUGGACGAAGGAGUCAAGGAAGGCAUCGUAGACGAUGUCAAGGAUUUCUUGGGCCGGCAGCAGUGGUAUGUCGACCGUGGCAUUCCCUACCGACGUGGAUAUCUCCUCUUUGGACCGCCCGGCAGCGGAAAGAGUUCCUUCAUCCAGUCCCUUGCCGGUGAACUGGAUUUUAGCGUGGCCAUGAUCAACCUCAGCGAGAUGGGCAUGACGGACGACAAGCUGGCAUACCUUUUGACGAAGCUCCCGCGUCGGAGCAUCCUCCUGCUGGAAGACGCAGACUCGGCGUUUGUUAACCGCCGUCAGCGCGAUGCGGAUGGCUACAGUGGUGCCAGCGUCACGUUCUCCGGUCUGCUCAAUGCGCUGGACGGCUUGGCCGCCGGCGAAGAGCGUAUUGCCUUCCUGACGACCAACCACAUCGAGCGUCUUGACCCGGCACUCAUCCGCCCCGGACGCGUGGACAUGAUGAUGCGCAUCGGCGAGGCGACCAAGUAUCAGGCUGGCCAGAUGUGGGAUCGCUUCUAUGGCGACGUCGACGCCGAUGGUUCGGGUCGCGAGCGCUUCCUGCAGAGACUUGAGGACCUUGGUCUGUUUGGCAACGGAACGGGAGAGACGGCCAACAGGUCCACCAGCACGGCUGCCAUCCAGGGCUUGUUCUUGUUCAACAAGAACGACAUGCAAGGCGCCAUCGACAUGGCCGAAGGUCUUAUCCCGCGCAAGUUCGAGGCCGAGGACGCGAUUCCCGAAGGCGCCAUCAAGACGCGUGCCUAG
This is a messenger RNA of Colletotrichum spaethianum, 1419 nucleotides long. RefSeq names its product mitochondrial chaperone BCS1. The transcript has a single exon. The record is from RefSeq and is a predicted model, not a curated record. Gene Ontology annotation, biological process: protein insertion into mitochondrial inner membrane from matrix; mitochondrial respiratory chain complex III assembly. NCBI's taxonomy places the organism in Eukaryota, Fungi, Ascomycota, Sordariomycetes, Glomerellales, Glomerellaceae. Gene Ontology annotation, cellular component: mitochondrial inner membrane. Gene Ontology annotation, molecular function: ATP binding; ATP hydrolysis activity. The coding region runs from base 1 to 1419 and encodes 472 amino acids.